AUAAAGCGGCGGGUAGCUGUCACCCCGCUAGCAGGCUGCGCAGCGCCCAGGCCGAGCCGGUGCGCCGAAGACUCGGGCGCGUCGGGCAGGGGAGCGCGGAGGAGCCAUGGCCACCACUAACGGGGCCGUGGAAAACGGGCAACCGGACAAGAAGCCGCCUGCCCUGCCGCGCCCCAUCCGCAACCUGGAGGUCAAGUUCACCAAGAUAUUUAUCAACAACGAAUGGCAUGAAUCCAAGAGUGGAAAAAAGUUUGCCACGUAUAACCCUUCAACUCUAGAGAAAAUAUGUGAUGUGGAAGAAGGAGAUAAGCCCGACGUGGACAAGGCCGUGGAGGCUGCACAGGCCGCCUUCCAGAGGGGCUCAGCGUGGCGCCAGCUGGAUGCCCUGAGCCGCGGCCGCCUGCUGCACCAGCUGGCCGACCUCGUUGAGAGGGACCGCACCAUCCUGGCCACCCUGGAGACAAUGGACACGGGGAAGCCUUUCCUUCACGCCUUUUUCAUCGACCUGGAGGGCUGUAUUAAAACCCUCAGAUACUUUGCCGGUUGGGCAGACAAAAUCCAGGGCAAGACCAUCCCCACAGAUGACAAUGUUGUGUGCUUCACCAGGCACGAGCCCAUCGGCGUGUGCGGGGCCAUCACUCCAUGGAACUUCCCCCUGCUGAUGCUGGUGUGGAAGCUGGCGCCCGCCCUCUGCUGUGGGAACACCGUGGUCCUGAAGCCCGCGGAGCAGACGCCCCUGACCGCCCUGCAUCUCGGCUCUCUGAUCAAAGAGGUUGGGUUCCCUCCGGGUGUAGUGAACAUCGUGCCAGGAUUUGGGCCCACAGUGGGAGCAGCAAUUUCUUCUCACCCUCAGAUCCACAAGAUCGCCUUCACCGGCUCCACAGAGGUGGGAAAGCUGGUUAAGGAAGCCGCCUCCCGGAGCAACCUGAAGAGGGUGACGCUGGAGCUGGGGGGCAAGAACCCGUGUAUUGUGUGUGCUGAUGCCGACCUGGACUUGGCAGUGGAGUGUGCCCAUCAGGGAGUGUUCUUCAACCAAGGCCAAUGCUGCACGGCUGCCUCCAGGGUGUUCGUGGAGGAGCAGAUCUAUGCCGAGUUUGUCAGGCGGAGCGUGGAGUAUGCCAAGAAAAGGCCCGUGGGAGACCCCUUUGAUGUGAGGACCGAACAAGGACCCCAGAUUGAUCAAAAGCAGUUCGACAAAAUCCUCGAGCUGAUCGAGAGUGGGAAGAAGGAAGGGGCCAAGCUGGAAUGUGGGGGCUCCGCCAUGGAAGACAGGGGGCUCUUCAUCACACCCACUGUCUUCUCAGAAGUGACCGACAACAUGCGAAUUGCCAAAGAGGAGAUUUUCGGACCAGUGCAACCAAUACUGAAGUUCAAAAAUAUCGAGGAAGUGAUAAAAAGAGCAAAUAGCACUGACUAUGGACUCACCGCAGCCGUGUUCACAAAAAACCUCGACAAAGCCCUGAAGUUGGCUUCUGCAUUGGAGUCUGGCACGGUCUGGAUCAACUGCUACAACGCCAUCUACGCACAGGCUCCAUUUGGUGGCUUUAAAAUGUCGGGAAAUGGCAGAGAACUAGGUGAAUAUGCUUUGGCCGAAUACACCGAAGUGAAAACGGUCACCAUCAAACUCGGCGACAAGAACCCUUGAAGGAAUGGGGCCUUUCUCCUCGAACAUUGGACAGCUGAAUGUGACAGAGCAAACCUGCCGAAGAAAAAAUUACAUUUCUGACCUUCUUGGGAUACUUUAUUCUGGAGGCUUUAAAUCUACUGGAGUUGAAUGAUUUUUUAUUUCCUUUUAUGCUCAUGUUUAUUGACCAAACUGUGGAUGCCCAUAUGUUGUGUGCAAAAUUGCAGUCCUGCCUGGGGAGGGAGCUGUUGGCCAUUUCUGUUUGUCCCUUUAGACCAGGUCCAGGAGACAGUGAAGAUACUCAGGGCUCUGUUAAUAGGAAGUGGUAUUUGAAGUGUCCAGCACUUACUUAAAAAUGCUUUGUUGAAUCUAACUCCAGUAAGAAUUUGGAAAAAACUCCCUGUGUGUUCUGCAAGCAGGGCCCUGUACCUGUGGUCUCCUCAGGGUUACCUGCUCAUAGAACAUUCCCCUCCGCUUUCUGAGGUAGAGGUGGGACCAUUCAGUGAGAAAGGAUUAGCAUUAAGUUAAAAAAAAAAAAAAAAAGUCUUUCCUAGUGGGAAGAUUUUGGGAAAUGCAUACCCUGGAAAGGUACCAGAGGCCUGGGGCAUGCCCAGGUAUGGGUCCUCAAGGACUGUGUAUUGACGUCGCCAUGGGAUUCAGCUUAAAACCAAUGCUGCCUUUGGAAAAUGACUGGAUCAACAGCCCAAAGAGCUUGCUCAAAAACUAUGUCAUGGUCUACCUUAACCAAGGCAUUUUGCUUAGGCAUAAAACAUGAUUAGUAUUACCUUUGCUGCUAAGGAUCCAACGUUCUAACACUACAACAGCGUAGCAAAUCCUAGGAUAAUGAAGUUUGACCUUUGACAUUUGACAAAUCAGAACCAUAAUUCACUUUUACAAAUUGUGCAUUUCUACCCUAUUCACAAAUGGUUUAUGAUAAGCCUAUGUAGUUUGCCUUUUCCCCAGCUCUAUAAUCCAUUUUAGGUUAGUAAAACAUACACAACCGGAAAGGCUGCUAUUAGGAUACAGCCCUGUUUUUUUUUAAAGUUCUAGUUUGAUAUUAAUUUCUGAUUAGUUAAUUAAUAACACCUGGAUUCCAUGGAGGACCUGGAUUUUCAUCCAAGUGGCCUGAGUAUUUCACUAACAGGUUGUGAUUUUUUUUCUCUUCCUCUUUGGGUAUUCAAAUAAUGUGCAAUUUCAUGUUUUAACACGGGAAACUGAAAGUGUUCCCAGGUAGCUUUAAAAACUAAAACAAACUUAAAUUGUGUUAUUUGGAUACGUUUACUGUUGCUUACUAGUCCUUUUCUAACUGGGAAAAUGGUGCUUCUGUUUGAGAAUUAAUUUGGAGAGGGAAAUACUAAACUGAAGCUCUAUAUCAGAACCAGUGUGUGUAUAAAGAAAAUCAUGUAUAAAAUGGGGUUAUCAUCCUUGUCUGAGAUAAGCAAUACCAAAUUCACCUUCCUCUCUCCAUCAGUUAACACCUAUCAUUUAUACUACCAAUAACUUGUUAAAUCAGGAUUUGGCUUCUUACACUGAAUUUUCAGUAUUUUAUCUCAAGUAACCAUAAACACUAACCUUGAUAGUAAUACAUUAGAAGUUUCCUAUUCUUUCAUUGUACAAUAAUGCCUUUAAUAUGAAAUGCUACAUUAUUUAUAAUUGGUAUAGUUAAUGUAUCUUUUAUAGUUGUAAGUAUGCAGAGGUGGUAUAUUUAACCUUCUGUAAUAUACUGUAUUUAGAAAUGGAAAUCUAUAUAAUGUUAGAUUUCACUUCUUUUAAGGUUUACCCCUGUGGUAUGGUUUAAAAAUCUAUCAGUGUGGGAAUUCUGAUCCUAACUGCAGAAUGUGUUCAACAAUGCAAUAACAAUAAAAUAAAAUUGGCUAUUUGAGAAA
Messenger RNA from Lemur catta (Ring-tailed lemur), 3510 nucleotides. RefSeq names its product aldehyde dehydrogenase 1 family member A3 (gene ALDH1A3). The transcript has 13 exons. The coding region runs from base 107 to 1645 and encodes 512 amino acids. Gene Ontology annotation, molecular function: aldehyde dehydrogenase (NAD+) activity. The record is from RefSeq and is a predicted model, not a curated record. Lineage: Eukaryota; Metazoa; Chordata; Mammalia; Primates; Lemuridae.